Molecule: messenger RNA, 1047 nt
Organism: Annulohypoxylon truncatum
Lineage: Eukaryota; Fungi; Ascomycota; Sordariomycetes; Xylariales; Hypoxylaceae
Exons: 1
Coding region: 1-1047 (348 amino acids)
Source: RefSeq, a predicted model, not a curated record
AUGAAGUUCACCACCACUCUCCUGGCACUCCUCGCCAACAGCCUCUCCUCCCUCACUAGCGCAACCCCCUUCCUCGCCCCUCGCGCCGGCAACCAGACCCUCCCAUCCAAGACCAUCUUCCAGUUCAACGAGACGGGGACCUGGUUCGAGAACCUAUCCGUGCGCCCCAACGGGGACCUCGUACUCACGAGCCUGCAGCCCAGCGCGCAGCUCUGGACCCUCAAGGCGCCCUGGUCGCCCCACCCGCAGAUCAGCCUCGUGCACACGUUCGAGGGCGGGAAACCGGGGCUCGUCGGGAUCGCGGAGACGAAGCCUGACGUCUUCGUCGUCAUCGGCGCCGAGUUCAAGGGCGAGGGCGACCCCGUCCCGGGGACUUUUGCUGUCUACGAGGUCGCGUUCCACCAGCACUACGGGGGCGCGGAGAACGCGACGAUGACGCGCAAGAUCACUGAUUUCCCCGAGGCCAAGCUCGCGGGCGGCGUGGCGCCCGUGCCGGAGUCCGGGAACACCGUCGUGCUCAUCGGCGAUAGCUACGCCGGCUCGCUGUGGCGCCUGGACACGGUGACAGGCAAAUACGAGUCCGUCCUCGCGAUAGCGCAGAUGGCGGCCCCGGCCGGCGCCGCGCUGCCGUUCGGCAUCAACGGCGUGAAAGUUCGCGACGGGUACGUGUACUGGAGCAACUCGGCCUUGGUGUCGCUUUACCGCGCCAAGAUCGAUGAGAAGGGUUACCCCGUGGCCAACGCGACGGUCGAGAAGAUAGCGACGCUGGAUUCGGAUUUCGUGGACGACUUCGCGUUUGAUGAGCAGGGGAUGAUUUGGGCGGCGACGAAUGGCGAUAAUAAGGUUGAUAUCGUGCGUCCUAAUGGCGUCUUCGAGACUGUGGUUGGCGGCGCGACGUCGGAUACGGUUGGUGGCGACUCGGCGGUUGCUAUGGGUAGGACAAGGGCUGAUAGGAAUACGGUGUAUGUCACCACGACGGGGACGCUGCCGGGGAACCGGACGGAGCCGGCGAAGGUCGUUGCUAUUAAUAGGGCUGGUUUCCGGUAG